Messenger RNA from Striga asiatica, 1212 nucleotides. NCBI's taxonomy places the organism in Eukaryota, Viridiplantae, Streptophyta, Magnoliopsida, Lamiales, Orobanchaceae. The record is from the annotation of a GenBank genome assembly.
AUGGCUAAGUGUUGGGAAAAAUGUGUUCUUGCUGGGCUUCUCGUUGUGUUUUUGAGCUUUGUCACUGUGAACUGUGGCGAUGAUGGGUCGAUUUUGCUUGAGAUGAAGAAAUCAUUUAGAGAUAUGGAUAAUGUGCUGUAUGAUUGGACUGACUCCCCAGCUUUAGAUUAUUGUGUUUGGAGAGGGAUUAUGUGUGAUAACGUCACCUUCAAUGUUGUUUCCCUUAAUCUUUCAGGGUUGAACCUUGUUGGGGCACCUGCAAUUGGACAGCUUAAAGCCCUGCUCUUAAUGGACUAUAUGGUGAUAUCCCCUUCUCCAUUUCAAAGUGAGCUAUGGACCAGUUGUCUUAUACUUGAGGAUAUUUUGAAUAUACUGAGAUUUGUGUUCAAGAACCUAAGAUUUGCAUGUUGUUACAGUAAUGUAUCGUACAACAACCUCGUCGGAUAUAUUCCUACGGGAAGCAACUUCCCUAGGUUUUCCCCUGACAGUUUCUUGGGCAAUCCAGGUCUUUAUGGCUAUUGGAUGAGCUUUUCUUGUCAUCAAGAUCGUUCAGCCGUUGCUACACUUGGAAUAGCUCUUGGUGGAUUUGGUUAUUCUUCUUAUGAUCUUAAUCUCUGCUUGUUGGCCGCACAAUCCAAAAUCGUUUUCCGAUGGACCACUCGACAAGCCAGGAAUAAGAAAAAACUCGAUUGGCCCACUCGGCUCCGUAUAGCACUGGGUUCGGCACAGGGGCUGGCCUACCUGCACCAUGAGGGCAGCCCACGGAUCAUCCACCGAGACGUUAAAUCCUCCAACAUUUUGCUCGACAGGGAUUUCGGCAUUGCCAAGAGCUUGUGCCCACCUAAAACCCACACCUCGACUUACGUAACGGGAACCAUCGAUCCCGAAUACGCUCGUCUAACCGAGAAAUCCGAUGUCUACAGCUAUGGCAUCGUGCUUUUCGAGUUGCUCAACCGGUUGAUCACGAAUCCAAUCUCCAUCAUCUGUUAUGGACACGGUGGACCGCUGGCGCUGCUGUGCACGAAAGGACAGCCAGCCGAGCGACCGAGCAUGCAUGAGGUCGCCCCACUCGUCCAAGUCCAGUGUUACGUGGAUGAAUAUGCGAAUCACAAGGAGACUCACUUGCUCAACUCUUCAUCAGUAAGCACCUCAGAUGCUCAGCUAUUUCUCAAGUUUGGACAAGUCAUUUCACAGGACACAGUUUUGAGGUGA